Molecule: messenger RNA, 999 nt
Organism: Mixia osmundae IAM 14324
Lineage: Eukaryota; Fungi; Basidiomycota; Mixiomycetes; Mixiales; Mixiaceae
Exons: 9
Coding region: 127-966 (279 amino acids)
Biological process (GO): vesicle fusion; Golgi to vacuole transport; intracellular protein transport
Cellular component (GO): membrane; SNARE complex; endomembrane system
Molecular function (GO): SNARE binding; SNAP receptor activity
Source: RefSeq, a predicted model, not a curated record
ACAUACAAGAAAGGCAAUCAACGAGCAGGUCACGAUUGUCAGAGAAGGCACCGUCGAGCUUGUCGGGGCGCGGCGUGUCACGAGCUGAAGCUGAAGUGCCAGCGCAAGCACUCCGUCAGGCCAGGCAUGUCCUUCAACGAUCUCGAGCGUGGGCAGACCGGCCAAAGGUCCACUAACAACUUUAGCCACGAUGAUGAUAGCGAGACGAGCAACGCCUUUCGAUCGUUGGCCAACAAGCUAUCCCUCCAGAUCUUCAAGAUAACCUCAAAUGUCACGGGCAUCAACAAACUCGUCGAGCUGCUCGGGAGCACGAGGGACACGUCCGACCUGCGAACGAAGCUCCACGACCUGACCGAAGUGACUCGGGAUCUCGUCAAGGGCUCAACGGAUGAGCUCAAGUUGCUCACCAGCUGGACUCCCGAAAGCAGGCACCAGAAAUUGGAGCAAGCAAAGAUCUCGCGCGACUUUCAGAGCGCUAUGCUCUCCUUCCAGCGGAUACAGCGCGCCAGUGCAGAGAAACAGCGGCAAUUUGUAGACCGAGCCCGAGCAGUCGCCAGCGAACGCACUGUCGCUGCUCAGGAAGACGAGUAUCGCGAUGAGAACGACAGAACUAGCGUGGAACUGCAAACGCAAAGACUCGUCACACAACAAGCGAUACCCGAAAGCGAGCUCGGCUUCCAAGAGGCCCUCAUCGAAGAGCGCGAGGGCGAGAUCCGAGAGAUCGAGUCAGGCAUACAUGAACUCAACGAGAUUUUCCGUGAUCUGGGAACGAUCGUACACGAACAGCAAAGCAUGAUAGACAAUAUCGAGAGUAAUGUCAUCUCGAUAGCCAACUCGACCGAAGGCGCUUCAGAGGAGCUCGUACAAGCGCACCAAUAUCAGCGCAACGCAGGCAGGCGGAAGCUCUGCCUGCUCGUCAUCUUCAUCGUCGUCGUGGCCAUCGUCUUGCUCGCUAUCUUGUCGUAAUUCACUGUCCAUUGUUUGCACAUUACUGGUCUC